CCAACCCAGGUGCAGAUGAAUGCCCGGGCUAACUCAGCCAUUGUUGCGGCCGUCAAUGGAAGAUGUCCAUGCCUGCCAGAUGCAAGUGAGAGUGAUUUCCCCACAUCAGCAAUGGAGGUUUCUGCUAAUGAGCAGCAGAAGGACUAUGCUCCCAGAGUGGCCCAGGAGGAGCCAGGGAUUUUGCCAUUGAAAGAAGAACAUGGUGAACGCUUGACUGGUUGUGUUGUGCCUCCUGUCUGUCCCAAAUACAGCGUUACAGAUGGCCGUACAGGAGUUAUCACAUUUGGAGACCAUACAGAACAGGAGUCAUCAUCAUCAUCAGUCUCCCAGGAUGUUGCUGUGUCUGAGGUGGAAGCUUCCAGCAAACCUGCAAUUGAGAACAACAGUCUGAAAGUUAUGAAGCAGAGUGCACCAGGCCCAGCGUUUCAGGAGCUUGAGGCACACUGGUCCAGCAAAGAUGAAGGCAACCUGCAGGUCCUGUUUUGGGGUGAUGCUGUCGCCUCUUGUUCUAAGUAUGAUCAAAGUCCUCAGUCAUCUCAAAACCAAAUUGUUGUCACCAGAGUAGAUCUUCCCGCAGCCUCUUCAAUUGAAGAGUUAAAAUCAGAAGAAGACAGUGACUACAACGAUUCUGAAGCAGAUGUUUUAUGGAAGCGUGACUCUCGAGAUUGUGGCGAUGAAAACAGUGCUGGUGAAGCUGAAUGGACAGCACAGCAAGGUGCAGCGACAACAAAACCAAAGGAAAAUACAACACAAAUUCCAAAUAGGGCUAUAAAUGUGAAAUCAUUAGCAAACAACGUGGAUCUUCAUUAUCUUCCAGAUUACAUAGCACCUGCACAAAGAGAGGGUCCCGAAUCCUUGAAACCACGAGGUGCAAACGUAUGUUAUGUUUGUGGCAAAACAUUUACCAUGAAGGGCAGCUUGAAGAGGCACAUGUUUGGUCACACAGGUCUGAAACCACAUGGCUGCAAAGAAUGUGGGAGAACAUUUGCUAGAAUUGAAUCUUUGAGAGUACACAUGAGGACGCACACCUUGGAGAUUCCAUACACGUGUGACUUUUGUGGUAAAGCGUUUCGGCACAGGGGCAACAUGAUAUGUCACAUAAGGACACACACAGGAGAAAAGCCCUAUCGCUGCAGCAUCUGCUCCAAAGCAUAUGGAUAUGUGCAGGAUUUGCGCAAACACAUGCAAAUCCAUUCGAAGAUGGUGCGAUGAUUUCUGGAGGUAUGGAAAAUGUGUGUAGGUUAAACCACAUUAAACAUUGGUGAGGU
Messenger RNA from Thalassophryne amazonica, 1268 nucleotides. RefSeq names its product zinc finger protein 37-like. The transcript is spliced from 3 exons. Bases 16 to 1212 code for a protein of 398 amino acids. Lineage: Eukaryota; Metazoa; Chordata; Actinopteri; Batrachoidiformes; Batrachoididae. The record is from RefSeq and is a predicted model, not a curated record.